This is a messenger RNA of Macrosteles quadrilineatus (aster leafhopper), 1496 nucleotides long. RefSeq lists its product as uncharacterized. Gene Ontology annotation, biological process: transmembrane transport. Gene Ontology annotation, molecular function: transmembrane transporter activity. Bases 22 to 1422 code for a protein of 466 amino acids. The record is from RefSeq and is a predicted model, not a curated record. Gene Ontology annotation, cellular component: membrane. Lineage: Eukaryota; Metazoa; Arthropoda; Insecta; Hemiptera; Cicadellidae. The transcript has 6 exons.
ACAUAAGUUCAACUAAUCACGAUGUUAUUGUCUAAAGUGCUUAGCCAUAUCAGCCUAGAGCCAGUAAUGUUCCUUUACUUCACUACCCUAGCACUGAAUGUUUUGAGCUCCCAGAACCUUCUACUACAGAAGGUGUGUCUUGGGGGAACAGUUGCGCCACCCGCCGGUGCGGGGAAGUGUCCCGACGAGCUUGGGGCUCAGAAGGAGGUGACGUUCAUACAGACAUGGAGGGAUCUCAUUGUACUAGUCGGACCAGUGGUGUUUGUAAUGUUUGCUGGCCCUUGGAGUGACAAUCACGGAAGACGCAGAAAACCCCUCCUAUACCUGCCAAUAAUAGGACAAAUAAUUGCAGAUCUACUGUGUGCCUUAAACGUGUUCUUCUGGAGUUGGUCUCCAGCCAUCGCGGCUUUGUCUUCGUCCGUUCCCCCUGCUUUGACAGGUUGGCGGUCCUGUUUCCAAAUCGGAGUGGCAACACUAGUGUGUGACCACACCCCUGAGAAGUUCAGGUUGGUGAAGGUUGGAGUAUGUUUUGCCACAUAUUUCUUAGCAUCUCCUUUUGGUGCGUUCGUAUUUGGACUGAUUUUCCACAAAGUCGGGUACUAUGGGAUUUAUUGCCUAGGUGUUACUAUGAAUUUGACAGCUAUAGUUUAUUUGUAUCUGUUGAUACCUGAAAAUCCAAUUGAGGGUCAGGUGAAGUUGAAAGUUUGGGAGAAAUUGUUUGACCCCUCGCAAGUAGUUCAGUGUUUCAAAACUGUUCUUAAGCCUAGAGAUGGAUAUAACAGAGCAAUACUGUUGUUGUUAAUAGCAGUGGCCCCAUUGACUAUGGCACCUUUGCAGGGAGAGCUGGCUGUAUUGUAUUUCUUCUUGCGAUACAAGUUCCAUUGGGAUGCAGUUGACUUUGGCUACUAUGAAGCUUACAAGCUCAUAAUCAUUUUCUUUGGGACUUGUCUGACGUUGGGGGUGUUCAGUCAUAUGUUUGGUCUAUCCGAUGCCACCAUUGGAGCCAUGUCAAUGGUGACUCUAAUCAUAACUGCGACAGCCAACGCCUUUGCUGCAUAUCCAUGGGAGCUGUUUGUUUUCCCAAUAAUAGACUUUAUGCAUGGGGCUGGUUUAGCAGUGGUGUAUUCUAUCAUAUCAAAAAUUGUUGACUCUUCAGAAUCAGGUCAAGCAAACAGUAUGGUGGGGAUAGCUGAAGCACUCUAUCCACUGAUCAACAUGCCGCUUUAUAACCAAUUUUACAACUAUACAUUUGAAUAUUUGCCAGGCGCGUUUUUCCUACUUAGUGUUCUCUAUGGAAUUUUAUCUUUCCUAAUAUACUUUGCAAUUUUUAUCCUUCAGAAGAAAACUAAGCAGAUGGAAGAAGAAGUACACCCUGACAAAAACAACCCUACAAAAUAUUGCAAAACUUACGAUGCAUCUUAAUAAAAGAAAAAUUGUAUUGAUAUUAAUUCAUUUCCUCUCUAUUUAAAACGUUUUUAUUAGCUCGCUUUCUUGUC